Messenger RNA from Paramisgurnus dabryanus, 3815 nucleotides. It is a transcript of the gene efnb1, whose product is annotated as ephrin-B1. Gene Ontology annotation, biological process: ephrin receptor signaling pathway; axon guidance. Gene Ontology annotation, molecular function: ephrin receptor binding. NCBI's taxonomy places the organism in Eukaryota, Metazoa, Chordata, Actinopteri, Cypriniformes, Cobitidae. Gene Ontology annotation, cellular component: plasma membrane. The record is from RefSeq and is a predicted model, not a curated record.
GAGCCACUGCGCUAUGUACGGUGUACGGGACUGACUGUGGAAGCACCGGAUCCACGGUCGAGCGCUGAAUAACUCCAAACAAGAUCCAACACUGGAAGACGCUCCAUUAACUUCCUGAAAAAGCACCAAACUGCUGGAGUUUCCCAUCUGUUUAUAUUCUCGGAAUGGAAUCGUUUGCUCCUUUUGGCACUGCUACCGGGAGCGGACAGUAGCUGAUAUCCCGUCUAUCAAAGGGAAGCAUGCAUUGAAACGCCUUGGCAAAUAUCUCCAGCCAACUCGAACAAUAAAAGUACCUGCAACAUUCGGAAUUUUCGUUUUAUGUGCUUUUAUCGACGAACACGCAAAUGGCAUUGGACAGAUAUUUUGGCAGUCCUGUGACUGAAAGUUAGGCUUUGUUCUUGAACACUUUGAACAUGGAUAUAGGUCGAUAAAUUGCGGACAAAAACUGUUAGGCAUCAGAAACUAUAGUUUGGAUUUAAGUACAUAUCUAUGAACUGGGAUCGAACGCGUAAGGAGUCUAAUUUUAAAUCUGACACAUGAUCAGGACCGGAUCUGUGCAACCCAACGUGGGAUUGACGGUCGUAAGCAGGGAAAGAUCCGUAUACCUGGCUGCACGUCACUCACAAUCUAUCAGGCGUGAUUUGACCUUUAUAAGGUCAGCGUUAGAAACUUAAAUAAUAGAUGAAAACAACAAAACCGACACGCGUUGCCGUCUACUUGAGUGCAAGGUAGCAGCGAUUUCGGUAACAGAGACACGUUGGCCCAGAAGCCGUCGUGCAACAUUGUGCGACACCUUCUUCCUUCAGGCAGCACUAGAAAAUUUGGAUUUGGAAGUUUACAUGGAGCUCCACAGCCAGGACGCCUGACCUACACGCCAUUCUGUUGAAUGUGGUUCAUAAACCCGGAGUACAGUCGAUCGAAAGGAUCUUAUCUUCUUGCGGGCUUGUGUCUCUCCGUGUACCGUGUAAGAUGGCUGGAAGUGACGGCUCGUGGAAAUAUUAUCUGUGGAUUGUGACAGUCAUGUGCAGAUACGCGUUACCCGCAGCCAAAUCACUGGAGUCUGUCGUGUGGAAUUCCCAAAAUUCUAAGUUUGUGUCUGGGAAGGGCUUGGUGAUCUACCCAGAGAUUGGGGAUAAACUGGACAUUAUCUGCCCCAAAGGAGACAUGGGGCGGCCGUAUGAGUUUUAUAAACUCUACUUGGUGAGAAAAGAGCAGGCGGAGUCCUGCAGCACUAUACUGGACCCGAAUGUCCUGGUGACGUGCAACAAGCCAGAGAAAGACAUCAAAUUCACCAUCAAGUUCCAGGAGUUCAGUCCAAACUACAUGGGACUUGAGUUCAAGCGUUUCCAAAACUAUUACAUCACCUCCACGUCUAAUGGAACACAGGAAGGUUUGGAAAACAGAGAAGGUGGGGUUUGUAUCACGAGAUCCAUGAAGAUCAUCAUGAAAGUGGGCCAAGAUCCAAAUGCACCAGAUCCAGAUUUAACGGACCUCCCAGACCGAAACCAGGACAAUGAGAUCAAGGACCCCACAACGAGCCCCUCCCGCAAGAGAGACAAAGAUCGAGAAAUAGAGGAGAAUGGUUUGCCCGGCAAAGACACGAGAAACCAAGAAAACACUUCGGGUUCAGUGGAGGGCAUUUUCGGCUCUAAACCCGCUCUCUUCGCCGCCAUUGGAGCGGGCUGUGUCAUCUUUCUCCUCAUCAUCAUCAUCCUCAUCGUCCUGCUCCUCAAGCUUCGCAAGAGAACCCGCAAGCACUCGCAGCCCAGGGGCGGGACUUCCCUGUCACUCAGCACUCUGGCCACGCCCAAAGGAGCCACCCAGUCUGGCUCAGAGCCGAGUGACAUCAUCAUCCCCCUGCGGACAACAGAGAAUAACUACUGUCCACACUAUGAAAAAGUGAGCGGAGACUAUGGGCACCCCGUCUACAUUGUUCAGGAAAUGCCUCCCCAGAGCCCAGCCAAUAUCUACUACAAAGUCUGAGGGAAAAGGGAGAGAAGUAACCGCAAUAAGAACAUGUUUUUCUAAGGUAUCCUGAAUCUUUUUAUCACUAGCCAACCCUGUUUGCUACAUGUCAGAGAACGGAGAAAAGGAAAAGAGGACUGAGGAAAGACUGUGGAUAAUACGCCUCUCAAAUUUCCUUUUACUGAACACUACACUGUGUGUAUGUGUAUGUGUGUGUGUGUAUGCGAAAAAGAAGAGAACCCCACAAUGUGUGGCACUCAGGCAUAGACUUCAAUGCUGAAGAAGAGCCUUUAACCAAUCACAGAGGGACACUAGAUCAUCAUUACAAUGCAGGAAGCUCUCAUUUGUCUGUUCGCAUGGUUUUGUACCUUAACUCCUUGCUUAUUUUUUGUCUAUUUUUCAUAUCCCACACAGUGUUUUCUUCAGUAUCAGCCGAUUCUCUCAGCGUUCAAACGGUGUUUCUGUUAAAGACUGUUAAACUCAUUUGCUUCUGUCUCUCUAGAUGCCCAUCCAUUUGAGGCAAUUAAACAACACGUACGCUCCCAAACACACAUUGGUGUUCACGGGUCAAGUACAGCGAACAGCCUCUUGGUGCAUAAAGAUUGACAUAAGGAAAUUGUAAGCUGGUGAAAAAUCUGUGUCAGUCUUUACAGAACUCCCAGAAUGCUUUGCUAGAUGGAUCGCGUUGGUUCGAGAAUUAUUUCAGUUGAAAUUCUCACUUUCUCUCAGCAAAAUACAAGUAGACAUUUGCUGUGUAUUGUCAGUGAUGCGUGAAGUGCAGAAUAAUAUUUGUAUUUUGUCAUUAUUUUUUCUUUUUUUUUUGUAAGUCAGAAACAUUUUUUGCCUCUACACCGUGAGCCUAUGACCUAUUUUCAGACAUAAAACAUGUUAACGUAUUUUCUUUGCAUAAUUUAGUCCACUAACAUGUGUUUUUUGUGUAUAAUUCAUGUCACGCUGUCGGGAUGUAGACGUGGACUCUUAACAGUAUGACAGCGUGUUUGUAGAGUCCCACACAGAAGCCAAAUAUUCAUAAACAUACAAGAUACAUCAAAAAAUGCCUUCAUUUCUCCUUUCUCUCAGAUAUGCACAUAAAUGAUCCUUAUUAGCAUACAAACACACUUAUUUUCAAAAAAUAAUCAAAAACCACAAAUCCGAGAAUGAAAACAAGCCCACCGAACCGUCACAGAGAAUCUAGCGCUAGAUCUAUUUUUAUACAGACCGCACGUGAAAUGAUAAACAGUAAACAGUGGCGGCAGGUGUGUUUACACCUAUGCUAAUUUAAAAUUAGAUGCAUUUGCAUCUGGCCUCCAGCGCAGCCAAUCGGAGAAAGCCAACGUUCCUCUGUUGCUUUCUCAUUUUUUUGUAAUAAUAUUUCGAUUUAUCGCUGUUGUUUUCUCCCCUCUAUUAUUUAGACCCAAGAUUAUGUAAAUAAUGUAUGUUGGGAAAAAUUGUUGAAUAUAAAGUUCAAUUUUAUUAGAUACCCUGUUAUUAAAAAUAUAAUUAGGAUUUUUUUAAAAUUGCAAAACUUUUGUAAAUAGCAGUCUUUUUUGGAAAAAGAUAUUUUGUAAGUAAAAUGUUUCAGUGGUUUUUCGUUUCUUUUUUUUUCAUUUGAUUUGUUUGCUUGGUUUCUCAUUAAGGAGACUUAGAUGUCCCAGUAGGACGGUUUUAAAAGGUCAUCCCUAAAGCAGCAGCAAAAAAUCCCACACAUUUAAGUCCCGCACAUACAGACACACUUUGUCCUCCCUAUUACACGAGGGAAGGACGAUAUUUUUGCUUUGUUUGGUUUUUACAAAUGCUGUGAUAGAACCAGGUCAAAUAUUACAUGUCAUGGUUCAUGGAAAAGAAAAAGA